Messenger RNA from Cylicocyclus nassatus, 1016 nucleotides. The record is from the annotation of a GenBank genome assembly. Lineage: Eukaryota; Metazoa; Nematoda; Chromadorea; Rhabditida; Strongylidae.
AUACUGUUAACUGAGAGCUUAGCUUGGCAGCUCAGCGUAAGCGAAUGACUACUUAUUCCAUUUUCGUCUUUUCUGUGUUAGCCACCGUCACCUCUCACAACAUAAAACCGUUCAACGUCAACGAGCCUCUCGCUUUGACAAUAUCUCCCAAAGUUUGGAAUCUUCUCGAAACGAAGGCUACCGUCAUAGAGGAUGCAGUAAAGUCAAUUGAGGUUCCGGAAGUCGGUGAUAGGAAAUGGUGGUACAUGUUCAAAGCCUGGAACAUCAAGUUUACAAAGUUCAAGGUGCCCAGAUCUGGUGUUUCGUUCGAAAACAUGAGAAACGGAGUGUACAUUAAGAUAAAAGGAGCACAACUAGAAGCACGUGCAAGAGCGAAAUUUAGACUACUUUUCGUAACAUCGGGAUCUGGAGACGUGAUGGGGACGACCGAUAGACUGAAUAUUGACGCAAGACUGUCGUGGAGCGAUUUCAGUUUCACUCCAAAAGUUGACUUGGACUCAAACUUGAGACUCAAAUUCCAUGGCCCCAUCAAAAUAUUGAACUUAAUCAAGAAAUUCCUGGCCCGCUUAAUCGACAAAAAACUCAAGAAACUAGCUGUUCGGGCAAUAGAGAAAGAAGUAAAUCCUCACUUGCAAGAGUUUAAAAGGAAGAUGGUAGCUAAAGGCCUGACGUCCUACACCGUGCAACUAUCAGUUCAGAGAAACUCCCUCCAUGUUUCGAUCACGCCGAAGAGUGCUGCUAAUGUUAUCACUCCAUUGAUUCCAAUCAACAACAUGGUCUGUUUGAAUGCGAAUAUGCUUUCGCUAAUAAACGCAAUACAGGAGAGGGAGGAAAGGAGUGUGCAUGGCGAUAAAAUCGAUGUUACCUGUUUAUCGCCAGAACUCAAAUGUGAAAUAUCCAAGCUCAAAUGCUCACUUUGUUCGGAUAUCGACAUAAAAUACACUUCAGGAAACUCGGACAAGUUCCACAAUUGUCUACCAAAACUGCCGUUCUGAAUAAAUAAAACUUUAAGCAAC